GCUCCAAAUUUUAUCCCACCACAUUUUAUCGUAAACCCUUCCCCACUGAACUCCUUCAGAAAUUCCUCGCUACCAUUUGGUAGAGAAGAUGAUAGCGGUUCCAGCCUCGCGGAACUUCUCGCCGGCGGCGGCAUUUUUUCGAUCGUCCGGCGAGCUUUUCCUUCCACGGACGAAGUUCAUGCCUGGUAAAACUCCCUCUUCGAUUCGCUUCUCUCCCUGCACUUUUCCACGGAGAAGAUUAUUCAAUCUUCAAGUUCGAGCCGCUAGGGCAGAAUCCAGCGUCGCUUCUUUAGGCUCCAGAGCUCCGUAUUUCGAGCUUCCGGAGCCACUCACAGGGAAAGUAUGGAAAUUGGAUGACUUCGAUAGCUACCCUGCUUUGCUGGUGAAAUGCCCUAUUUAUCUCGUCUGCAUGCAUUCAUUAGGACAAUUAUUUGGUUUUUGGUCUUCUUGCUUUGUUAUUAGGGCAUGUUUGGCUACUCAAGUAUUUGAAAAUUGCUUGGCAGAAUUUUUCCUUUACAGAAAGGAUGGGCGAAGGGCUUUGGAGCUCUUCUACCAUGGCCAGUUUGAUGACUCGCGGCCUAACAGCAACAUACCAGUCACAGGAAGGGAUUUGAGCCUUGCAAUAGAUUCUGCUGUACUAAGUGCGCAGCCGUUAAUAGCAGUUCAAAAACCCAGUGUUGGGUGUAGUAUAAAGUGGCAUCCUGAUAAGAGAAAAUAAUUUAAUAAAUGGGAUGAAUAGCUUCUUCUUCUUCACCUCCGCAGCUGUUCCGAAGCCUAAGUCGUGCAAUUGUUGUGAAAGAAAUUUGAGUUCUCUUUUUUUUAUUAUUAUUAUUCAAAGAAACAACAGUAUUUUAAUAGCUAUCAUAUUAUAAUAGAUAUGAUUGUAAGAAAGUUAUUUUCAUUACAAAAUGUAAUAAUAUGAAAAUUAUAGUUAAACAAAAAAAUGCCGCAAAAAUUCAUAAAAUAAAAUAAAAAA
Molecule: messenger RNA, 976 nt
Organism: Dendrobium catenatum
Lineage: Eukaryota; Viridiplantae; Streptophyta; Magnoliopsida; Asparagales; Orchidaceae
Exons: 6
Coding region: 89-718 (209 amino acids)
Source: RefSeq, a predicted model, not a curated record